AUGUCGGCCAAAUCUCGAUGGGCCGACGACGACCCAGAGACCGAAGCCAUCGUCGCGCAACAAAAACGCGAAAAGGAGGAAAAGCGACGCGCCAAAGCCGAGAAACAACGCCAGCUGGAAGAGAAGGAGAAGAAGAAGAAGAAUAAUGACGAGAACACCCAGGCAGCAAUCAAUGGAGAGUCAGGGCCCCCGAAGAAGCGCCUCCGUCUAUCCAAUGACCCCGAUGCGCCCCCGACCACCGCCGAGGUCGACCAGCAGGACCGCAAGAAACAGUCGAGCUUGUUGCGGUUCCCCGUGCGUGAAUGGGGGCCCUGCAGACAUGUGGAUAACUUCGAGCGCUUGAAUCAUAUCGAGGAGGGCUCUUAUGGAUGGGUGUCGCGCGCCAAGGAUAUCAACACGGGCGAGGUCGUCGCGCUGAAGAAGCUGAAGAUCGAGAACUCGCCGGACGGGUUCCCUGUCACGGGGCUACGGGAGAUACAAACGCUUUUGGAGGCGCGACAUUCGAAUGUGGUUUAUUUACGGGAAGUGGUCAUGGGGAAUAAAAUGGACGAUGUGUUUCUGGUAAUGGAUUUCCUGGAGCACGACCUCAAGACCCUCCUCGACGAAAUGCGCGAGCCCUUCCUCCCAUCCGAGAUCAAGACCCUGUUGUUGCAGGUAGUCGGAGGAUUGGAGUUUCUGCAUGCGCAAUGGAUCAUGCACCGCGACCUCAAAACCUCCAACCUCCUCAUGAACAACCGCGGCGAGAUCAAGAUUGCAGAUUUCGGCAUGGCUCGCUACUACGGCGACCCGCCACCCAAACUCACCCAGCUGGUCGUCACGCUGUGGUACCGAUCACCGGAGCUGCUGCUAGGCGCCGACAAGUACGGGACCGAGGUCGACAUGUGGAGCAUUGGCUGCAUCUUCGGCGAGCUCCUCACCAAGGAGCCCCUGCUGCAGGGCAAGAACGAGGUCGACCAGGUCUCGCAGAUCUUUGCGUUGACGGGGCCUCCGAACUCCCAGUCCUGGCCCGGCUUCCGGUCCCUGCCCAAUGCUAAAUCCCUGCGUUUUCCGCCGUCCGCGCCGGCCCCGUCAUCAUCGGGUUCCUUGCCUCUGUUGCCUCGCUCUCGUUUUCCCUACCUCACUAAUGCCGGCCUCGGCUUGCUCUCUUCGCUGCUGGCGCUGAAUCCCGCUGCCCGGCCCUCGGCUCAGCAGUGCCUCGCUCACCCGUACUUCCGGGAAGAUCCGCGCCCGAAACCGCGCGAGAUGUUCCCAACCUUCCCGUCCAAGGCGGGCAUGGAGAAGCGUCGUCGCCACCACACCCCCGAGGCCCCCAGACGCGGCCAAGAAGCUCCCGAGCUGGACUUUGCCGGCGUUUUCGGAGGUGCCCCCGGCGGGGAUACCGGCGAGGUGGGAGCAGGGUUUACGCUUCGUUUAGGGUAG
Molecule: messenger RNA, 1419 nt
Organism: Penicillium alfredii
Lineage: Eukaryota; Fungi; Ascomycota; Eurotiomycetes; Eurotiales; Aspergillaceae
Exons: 2
Coding region: 1-1419 (472 amino acids)
Biological process (GO): protein phosphorylation; regulation of mitotic cell cycle
Cellular component (GO): nucleus
Molecular function (GO): ATP binding; cyclin-dependent protein serine/threonine kinase activity
Source: RefSeq, a predicted model, not a curated record